UGACAUCGCGCGGGCUCUGUCGAGUCGAGUUGUAUGUUCAUGUAUGCAUGUGAUUUGAAACUCUUUCCUGGUGGCAACAUUCAUGUGCGACUUGUCGUUAUUGUCUGAAAUCCAAAACAGGAUAGACUCAACGGACACAGUCCACGAACAGAUAGACACGUCCUUGUUUGUUACGCCUAGCUCCGUGGCGGAGAGGCUGUCAAAGAUGGCUGUGGCACCGAACAGUUCAGAUGCGUGCCUGAGUAUCGUUCACAGCCUGAUGUGUCACCGACAAGGGGGUGAGUCAGAGUCGUUCGCGAAGCGGGCUAUCGAGUCUCUCGUCAAGAAACUCAAAGAAAAAAGAGACGAGCUAGACGCCUUGAUUACCGCUAUAACGUCUGGUGGCACGCAUCCUUCCAAAUGCGUUACAAUUCAACGCACAUUAGACGGAAGAUUACAAGUCGCCGGUCGGAAAGGUUUCCCCCAUGUCAUUUACGCGCGAAUUUGGAGGUGGCCCGAUCUGCACAAGAAUGAACUAAAGCACGUCAAGUACUGUCAGUUUGCUUUUGAUUUAAAAUGUGACAGCGUUUGCGUGAAUCCUUAUCAUUACGAGCGAGUCGUCUCACCGGGUGAGUAAAAAAAUAUCAAGCUCCAAUAUUUUACGAAUUCGACGGGUCGAUCGACGGUUGAAGGUUGCCUAUGGCUAUUAUUGCAGAAACGCAGUCGACAAUAGUUUAGUCUACGCUUGGAUCCAUUUUCCUAUUUCCUUGAUCGACUCAGGGACUGUUUGUUAAGAUUUGGUAUUACUUGUGUGUUUUGUAAAUGCAAAAUAAGACUAAACUUAUGAACCGUUAUUCACAGAUAUUACGGGAUUGGCAUUGUCGAGGAAUCCAGGUAGGUUGUGAAUCCAUAAGUACUUUACAGCGGUAGAUGUCAAUGUUUUGCUGUUUAUCACAAACGACUCGAACGGAGAGGCCGUGUUUUUCUAGAAUUUUUUUUUCAAUCUCAUUCCUCAACACUCUCGGCUUGUAUGCCCAAACAUUUAUAUUUGUACGUGGGUACUGUUUCUCAAGAGUUUUUGUUAAAACUGUCGAUUUCUUGCCUUUGAAACAGACAAAAGUUACCACGGGUUCCGACGUGCAAUUAUAUUCAUGGCGAUAUCUUUGUUCCAUUCCAGACUUUCUGUCUGCUCGAAAACACGUGGCUUGGCCAUCUUUUUUGUUUUCAUUUAGGAGUACAUGCUUGACUGGGAUCAGACAAUGGAACUGGUCGUUUCCCCUUCUAUUGUUGAGAAUGUGAUCAUUUGUUCGAGAACGCGGAGAUCGAGCUCCCCAAAUAUUCGCCUAGAUCUUUCUUUGACUUAAAUCAUUAAUCCACAAAAGAGAUCUUAAUUACGGAGGCGAUAGAAAUAGCUAACAAGGAGAUUGAACUUAUGGUGUCACGACAUGCAUCAUUCAAGUUAUUGUACUCUCACAACUCUCCCAAGAGCAGCUAUUCAAAUCACAAAAGCCUGUAUUACUCUUGCUCUUAAGCUUAUUGUGGCAAUCAGAACAUACAUUGAGUAGAAAAGUCAACAAUUUGUUUCAUUCCAGUUAAAAUACUAAGACUACAAUCUGCUUUACUGUUGAGGUAGCGGCAUUAAAAUGUUCGAUUUUGGUUAGUUCGUUUAUUUGGCUUUUUCCGGAUUUGACAAACACGAGUCUUGACUUGAUGGUGUUUCGAUUUCAAAAGCUAAAAGAGAUAUUUUAGGUUAUUUACCUAUUAUUGUAUGAGUUGUCUAAUGCCCUUAAAUGAUUCAUAACGUUAAAAAAGUUAUAAGAAAAAAAAAACAUGAUCCUGGUAAACAAUUGUUUUUAAUUCUGGGUGAGGUUGUUUGAAAAUUUAUGAGGAUCGAUUAUCACUCGUUCCUCAAGUCUAUUACCGUCUUUUCAGCCAAAUAGUGUCUCGAACUGUCAACACAAAUUAAAACGCUCAAAAUCAUAAAUGGAUAAAAAUUACAACUGGUAAUUUUAUAAUUAGGUGAUGGGCUGCUGUUGACAUUGUUUGACAAAUAGUUCAUCUCUUCCUGUUGGUAUGCUCUCUCUCUGUAAUUGAUUUCUUUGAGAUCUUGCUCUCUAAAAGCAUAAAAUAACCAAGUGUUACAAUGAGCUCUCUUGUAGGAAAAAAAUGAGUACUUUCUCUCACUCUGUCUGUCUCUGUCUAUCUCACUCUGUCUGUUCAAAUUGAACUUUAAAAAUGCCAUUAGUAGGGAAAGAAAGCUUUGAAAAGCAUCAGCACCUUUCAUUUCUUUAAAUUGAUGUAUUUACCACACUUUUAGUUCUAAUAGAAAAUAAUGUAUAUAAUGGUUUAUACUGUGCUAUGGAGCAUGAAGGUCUUAGUCUGUAUUUAUUUGAAAGAAAAGCUCCUUUAGCUUUCCUCAAUAGUUUAAGCUCUGUGAAAAGCCAUCACAUUUCUUGUGAAAAGGAAACGACAUAUUUUUCAAAUCUUGUUUUAAUUGUCAAAGUUUUGAAUACCAGAAUUCUAUGAUUGAUGUUGGGAAUUUGCUGACUUUCAUAAUGAUUUUAAGUUUUACAGUAAAUUGAACAUAGGGGGUUACUGUUUAAUCUUGAUGUUUACCUUGAAAUAUCAAAUUCCUUAUUUUAGGACCUUUUGCUAAUGAACACCUCCUCUAUCUAUUAAGGACUUUUCAUCAUUUCAAUACAGAUGAAAGUGGAAAAUAUUGCACAUAACUUUGUGAAGAAAUUCUAAGGAUGAAAUCUAAUUUAAAUUGUGUUGUGCUCUAUUUGCUUUGAAAGUCAUGGUUUUAAAUUUUUUAUGCCUUGUGAGAAAUUACUUUUUUUAUGAUUUUCCAUCUUAAGGUUUUUUUAUUCUUUUUAAUGGCACAAGCUCUCCAUAGAUAUUCUAGAGAGCCUUGACUCAUUGCUGGAAUUUUAUUUUUCAGCAUUUUAAUUAAAACCCCUAUUCAUGAUGUAAAGCUGGGGAUUUAACUUAGUCUUGAGAAGUACUUUUGCUAGAAGCUAUUUGUGGAAAGGCAGUUCUUUGCUUUUAACACUUUUAUGAAGUUUUCACAUCACCCAAUAUGUGGAGGUGGAUGUAUGAAUCCAAGGCCAGAUUUAGAAGGGUUUUUAAGGGGUUGCAGCUUAUCUUUUUGGGAUUUGUAGUUUGGAACAAACCUUUUUCAUUGGAUGUUGAUAUGUCUGUAGAUUUACUGGUAAAUGAGUGUGUGCUUCUUUAACCAGUUUCCAGUGCUCUUCCUUAUUCUUUUUCUGUCCUUGUUCACUCAUGAAAACAAUCAGGAUUAAGAUGAAGGAGGAACUUUAGAGAACUUUGCACCACUAAAAGCACUAAAAGCCAGAGAUUACGGAUCUCUUGCUGUGGCAUGACGCACGUGGCAACUUUUCAUUCUGAUAGAUUUAACAGUGCUGUUGGGAAGUGAUAUUGUUUAUCACAUUAGGUGAUUGUUAAUUUUAUGUGUGAAGUAGACUGCAAUGUUUUGAUUUUGUAGUGUUUGUAUUAAGGGAGAAAUGAUUAUCAUCACUAUUUUUGGUGUUAAACACUAAGGCAGAAGAGGCAAGAUAAUUUCAAUCCUCCGUGGUUAAUAAGAAAAUUGUGUUGUGUUUUGCUAAAGCCACUGAAGGUGGAAUAGAAGUUACAUUUCCUUGCUAAAUAGUUCAUAUUUAUUUUCCUGCAAUCUGCUACAGCUAUUACAUUAUUUUGUGGUCAAACAAAUGUGUAUCAAACUGCAUUUUUUUAGCAGCUGAAAUGGUACUUCUGGCUUUGCCUCAUGAUUGUAGGUGACUUUCUAAGAAUUAUUAUAUUUUGUGGCUUUCAGGAGACAAUUCUUAGAAAAACAAAUUUACAUGAUAACAUUGAACAGUAGCAUGACAUGCUUCAUUGGGCUUGCAAGGCAAAUUGUGGCAGUGUUACCCUUUUUUGUUUUUUUGUUUUCUGACCUGAAGCUUUGAAAUCAAAGCAUCAGGUAAGACAGACUGGUACCAGUUCAACAACCAACAAUUGAAGAGCAAAAAAAUGCUUAGAAACUUGAUAGCCCAAUCCAGCAGUCAGACAAGUUUUAUAUUCCAAUGAUUAUUUUUCUGCUAUGUUGCCAAAAAUGUAAAUCCUAGAAGUCUUGACGCAUGUCUGCAAAUUGAAUUAUACAAGGCUGUAGUGAUUAUAAGAAUCUAUUGAAUCAUGUUUCAAAAGACUUCUCAAAUGUCUUGAAUGUUUUCAGCCUUAAUUUUCAAGGGACACAACACCCAGUAUAAGUAAAUCUAAGUUAAGUUCUUAAAACCUGUUUACAUUGGUCAGAAUUAUGACAGAUUGACUCGAAUAAUUGAAUAUUCUGUUUAAUAUUUUAGGAAUGUGUUUAUGUUAUUAAUUCAAACACAGUUAUAUUUUUCUUAAAGAAUAUUAAAUAAACAUAGAUUUUGGUGAGGGAAAUUUAGGAAAAAGUCAUGGCAUGUCACAAUGGGAAAGAUCAAGGGUCGGUUUUCUUUGGAAGAUGAUAAAAAAAAUAUUUUCAGUUGGAGAGUGUUCUGCUCUCUUCUGCUUCAUCUCUUUAAAAGUAAAUUUUCUCAUAUCAUAAUAAUUUUCUAUCCACUUUCUAAAUCUCAGAAACAUGCUUCUUUUCUGUACACAUGAGUGCCGAGGAAACAUUUCGCUAAUGCUCUUUUCUAAAGUUGAAGAAACAAUACCACUUUGAAAGAUGUAGUCAUAAUUGGAAAUUUUUAGAGAAAGAAUAGUUUACCAAAUACACUGUAUGAUAUCAUAUUUGAAGUAAUUUCAAUGUAGUUUUGUAGUGGGUGCUUGUGCCAUGGCGCCUCAGGUCUUUUUCUCAAAAAUAAGAGAGCUAAAAUCUCACUCUAUAGAGAUUCCUGUUUUAUAAGAAUCUGUAAUAUAUGGAAUGUCUUACCAGAUAACAAAAGAGCUUAAAAGGAACUACCAUCUUUCAUCAAAAAACUAUUAUCUUUCUUUUAUCUAAGACUUAGCAAAAUUUUCAAUAAAGACAACAUCUGUUCAUUUAAAAAAGUUUGUGUAAAAUGUCGUUCAAUGCUCUUAAUUCUUAUACAUGUUAAUCAACUAGUUUUUUCUUUUUAUCUUUUGUUAAUGAUUUUAUAUUUUGUUAUUUCCUAGCAUAGGGGCUUGUAAGUGGGUUGAGUUUCAAUUUUGUUUUUUUGUAGGGGAUGGGAAAAGGUAAAGUAACUAGUAGGAGACAACCUUGUCCUAUUGUAAAUUUAUGUGCCUUAGGCAAAUUGUGAGAUAAACAAAGUAGAGUGACAAAAAUGUUACUGUGCAGAUCAUGUACAUGCAUUUUUCAUUGGUACAGAAGCUCUCAUUUCUUUGCAAUAUGGACUGCUGUGUAAAGGAACUGACAAGAUGAAUAAUCACAUGGAAAGAUAAUCAUGACAAACAAACAAGACAGUGAAUCUGUUUUGGCAUCUUUGAUGAACAGUAGCUCAAGAAAAGCCCCCGAGGCAGUAGUCAGGGGAAAGAAACAACUGGAAUUAUUGCAAGGACAAAACAAAGUGAUCAUAUGAAAACCAAAUGUCAUUUAGCAGAAAGCCAGAUGCAGCAUGUAGGCUUGAGGCUAAUAAAUAAGUUAUUCCCCAGGAAUAUGAAAAAUGAUGAAUUUAAUGGAAAAGUUUGCACUAGAGACCAUACUAUUCCUAUCUUUGCCUUAAGGAACAUAAAUGAAUUAUGAAUUAUGGGGAUUUAUCUCCACAAAAAGGAGCCACACAGAAAGGGAAUAUUUUGUCAAAAAAUUGCCUGCAAUAGGUAACCAAGGUUAACUAUUUCUGAACCAUCAUUGUUAUUUUGCAUUUGCAGGUACAGUAGCUUAGUUAGUGAGUUUCUCUUCAAAUAGUGGGGUCUAUAGUCUAAUUUUAAACAAAUUCAAAGACAGUUUUGGAACUGCCACACUUACACCUAUGGCAGCUUCAAAUAUUCAUUUUAGUAAUGGGAUUUUACUCCUUUAACCACCAAGAGUGACUACAUGGCUUCCAAUUUCUCUUAACAGUAACAGUCUUGAUUCAAAUGUAAAGAUCAGGUGGGGAAAGGAAAUCAUCACCAAUUUAAGAAGCUCCUGAUUGUCAAAAAAAUUCUCCUUUUCAGUAUCAGAGGAAAUGUGAAGAGACAAGUGUGGAGAAUAUAAAUGUUAUCGUUAGGGUGUAUAGAGUUUAUAGCUAGAUUAUUUUGAGUCUGUAUUUCAAAAACUUAUUUAUUGUUCCUUUUGUUUUUUUUUCUUUGGUCAUUAGAUGGGGCCUAUGCCAGUAAUUCUCAAUCAGAUCCAGACUUCCGCCAAGCUGUUGGUCCAACAGCACAUCAUUAUCCAGGUUUGGUCACUACAAAAAACGUGCUGUUUGAUAAUAAUGUUUCAGUGGAUUUAUCAACAAUUUACUUUGCACCACGUGUACCAAGUUUCCAUUCAGUUUAUGCCAUGCAGUUGUAAAUCUUGUUAAUCUACUGUUUGGUUGAUAAAUAUUACAGAUAGUUUACGUAGAUACAACUUAAACUUCUGUGUGUAAAAAAUUUGGAAAAGUUUGUAAACCCCACUUACCUUGGACAUUUGAUCUAUAAACUUGUUCCCUGAGUUCUCUGUAACUCCUGUAUGGGUUAGUACAGCUACUGAAACUGACAAAAAGUGUGGUUUAUCACCUAAAUACAACAGUUAUGGUGACAACUUCAAAGUCACACCUGAUAGUUAUGACUUAGCCUAAAAGGGGAGUAAACCUUUGAUUAUAUUUCCAUGGUUGUUAACAAAAGCAGAUACCCCUAUAGAAAAGAAACAAUAGCUGACAAUUCAUUUGGUGAAUUAUCACUUACACAUAAACAUUUACUGGCAGGAAGCCAAACAAUUCCUUCAGUUGUUGGUUCUCCACAUGAUAUGUACCCUGGAAUGCAUCCAUCAGGAGAUCCCUCUAUGGGUCAUGUUGCCUCAGGUAUGACACUUGAUCACUUACAGUCUAACAUGUCUUCUUCAGGGUAAAGAAAGUUAUAGUUAGGUUGGUUCUAUGUUCAAAUGAAUGAUUUUCAAUUUUGAAACCUCGAAAGAAUUAAGUAAGUGUUUGUUAUCAAACUUUGAACUUUAAGCAGAAAACUUAUGUGUAUGUAGACAUUCCUGGAAAAUUAAUUUGAGGUAAAAGGUUUCCAUUCAGAUUUCCCUUUCACUUUUACUUUUUUUCAUCUCAGUAAUUUUAAUAAUCUAAAGGGUCAUUCUUGUGAUACUUGAUACCUGACAUGUUUUUCCAUGUUGAAAAGUCGUUGUAAUUUUAUAUUAUGUUGUUAAACCCCUUGUCAUUCUCUUGCUAAUUUUCUCUCUGUUCAUUACCUGUCUGCUUUACGGAGUGUUGAAAAUUGAGGGAGAAUUUUUCAAACUGAUCACUCCAACAAAACCAGAUUUACAGAUGUUAUAAUGUGUUUGUGUAAAAUGUUCCCUUCCUCAGGACCUCCCACUUGGGGUACACCGGGAUCUGCCACCUACAACCCUGGACCACACCCAGGGGCUGGUUAUUGUAAGUUUAAUGAAUAUGGUAAAUUCAUUUUCAUUUGACAACAGUGAGAGGGACUUCAUCAAAUCGCUUUCAGUCAGUCUUUUUUGUGCCCCUCUCCACUAGGUGGCAUUAAUGUAGCUCAGAUUUUUCAAAGGUGGAGGGGGGUGGUCACAGUUACACAUUUCCAUGCACAUGAGGUGAAGCACCUUAUACUAAUCUUCUACCUUCUGUACCAAUGAGGUUGUAUUCAUGUGGUGAUAAGGACAGCAAAUGAAGUAUCUAGCUUUGAGGAAGAUCUUUUCUGGGUAGAGUGUAGUCGAAUUUUUCGCAAAUGUGAAAAAUCACAGAUGAUCCAUGAAGGAAUGAGGAUAACACAGGGUGGCUCUGAGCUCCAAGUCAAGGGAGAAUGAUUUUAAAAACUUUAUAUCUCUGUGUUAAGAAUUUUUUUCUUUUUUUCAAGAAGAAGCUUAAGAUCUUAAUAACGGAAUUAAAAUGCGAGAUUUUCCUUUUGAACGAAAAAAAUAAAAAUGAAAUACUAAAAUACUGUUAACAUAAAUGAAGGUUUCGAUGCUGGAAGUUAAAUGUUGUCGAUAAUUUUUAUCAUCUCUAGGGACUCAGGAUCAGGCAUCAGAGGUUCAAGAUGGCGCUCCAAUAUCUAAACACCCCCGUAAGUACACUCACUCACCUCAUGUACGAUAUUAUACAAUGGAUAAGUUAUUUUCCGGGUGGGAGGUCCGUAAGGGAACAAACUCUGCCCGAAACUUGACAGAAACUUGAGUGCAGCCUGAGCCCUAGGGCCGUACUCAACACCGAAGGCACACUUUUUCCCAUACGGACCGACCGGUAAAUAAUUUUUCUUUUCCGGCUGGUUUACUUUUAUCCGCUUUGCCCGCCAUGAUCCGUAUUGUUUGAGCUGGACCGGUUUCGAGCGUUCGAUUAGCCAAUUAGAGGAUUUGAGAUUAAUAGACUAAGUGACCUUUUAAAGAGCAGUUGACGAGAAUGAAAGUUAAAGCUGAGGUAAAAUUACCGUGACAAGUGAAAAAUGUGUUGAAGGAAGGAUGAAAGGCAGUUAUUUAAGGGUCGCGCGAUUUAGGCUUCUCACACACUCGCGCCAGCCAAAAAGAUUCCCGAAUUGGGUGCCCCCAACGAAGUUUUAUCUUUAUCGUCUAAUUUUAUUUAACUCUUCCUCUUCUCGCAACAGCUCCAGAAAACUGGUGCUCGAUAUCAUACUUCGAACUGGACCAGCAGGUUGGAGAGAUUUUUAAGGUGAUGUCUUCGUGUCCGUCAGUCACAGUGGAUGGUUAUGUUGAUCCUUCGGGUGGGAACAGGUUUUGUCUUGGUCAGCUCUCCAACGUCCACAGAACCGAAGCUAGUGAGAAGGCGAGGCUACACAUAGGUUAGUGGCUCAAUGUCUGUUCAUGAAACUUUGUAAGUCUUUAUUGAUCGAUUCAGUGGUGAAUCUUCCCUCAGUAGAAGGUCUACACUCUUUCGUAUAACCUUUUUGUCAGUGCAGACACCCACGAGAUCUGUGUUCGCGCGGUUGUUAAUGAAGAAAGAUUUGUUUGGAAGCCACAUAUGUGGUAGGGCUCUUAUCAGCCCUUAUUUUGGUUUACUUUUGGGAUCUUUGUGUCACAAAUUCUCCCGGGCUGGAUGGGAGUCAAACGGAACUCACCAGCCUGUCAUUUAGGCAGAGUGUCUUACGAGCUAUGUAUUACCCUUAGAAACAAGCUGCAAAGCAGAACCUGAACACAAGGACUGUCCUCAUGAAUUAGCCCUUUCUAUCUUUGUGUGUCUUUUUAGGAAAAGGAGUCCAGCUAGAUUUAAGAGGUGAAGGUGAUGUCUGGGUGAGAUGUCUCAGUGAACACAGCGUCUUUGUACAAAGUUAUUAUUUAGAUAGAGAGGCAGGGCGUUGCCCCGGGGACGCUGUACACAAAAUCUACCCAUCCGCGUACAUUAAGGUGUUUGACUUACGUCAGUGUUAUCGACAAAUCAAGCAACAGGCUCAUGCUGCCCAAGCUGCCGCUGCAGCUCAAGCCGCAGCCAUUUCCACCGGUGUGGGGCCUGGUGCCUUGUUACCACAGAUAGGAAUGAGCGUGGGUGUCGAUGAUUUGAGAAGGCUUUGUAUACUACGACUGAGCUUCGUGAAAGGCUGGGGACCUGACUACCCAAGAAAAAGCAUCAAAGAAACACCGUGCUGGAUAGAAAUUCAUUUGCAUCGGGCGUUACAGCUUCUCGAUGAGAUAUUGAUUACAAUGCCGAUCAACGAGCCCCGCCCACACGACACGUGAUUGACAUGUAGAUACACUUUGUUGGCUUCGCUGACAGUGCGUGAAACGGUUGGCGUGGCUUUGAUAGUGAUAUCAUUUUUACAAAUUAUUUUAUUUCCCUCGCUUCCUAAGGAACGGCCAUUUUGUAAGCGGUUUUUCAGCUCCUGCUAUUUCCUAAAAAAGGCAAAAUGAUUGUUUUGUCUUGAUAAUGCGAAUUCAUUCUAAGAGCAUUCAAACUCUCUGUGUGGGAUUAUUUUUUACGCCUAGUACUUUAUUGAAAGUUACUUCCAAGGUCCGUCAAGCGAUCACCACUAACUGUCUUCGUAAAAGCUGUGUUGGACUUAAUUCGUUUCUCACGUAAAGAAGGACAAGUAUGUUAUAGUGGAAGAGAUAGUCAAAAUGGGGAGAUCAGUAAAUAUCUGAAAUAGUUAUGAUGCAGCUUAUAUCAUCCAUAGUGGAAAUUAGGUUCUUGGCUCUAAAUCAGCUCCUAUAACAGUUUCUCUUGGAGGCAAAGACCUAAUCGCAUGCAUUUGUUUUUAAUGCUAAAUAACAAGAAUCGUGCGCUUGCGCGCUCAAAAGAGAGGGACGACGAAGGUUUUUAAAACUGUAGUUCUACAUUUAGGUAGAUGAAUGGUGCUUUUACGGUGUAUUGGAAUGAAUAUAAACAUUGUCAUUUGAGGUGAGAUCUCUCUAACCUACAACAGCACAACUUAUAUGCGAUUUAUCAGCGAUUGGCUCAGGAUUACCAUUUAUCUCCUUGAUGUUGUGCCUAAUUGACCAAAUGAAGAUUUAAAAAUAUAAUUAACAGGCUGUGUAUAGAUAGGUACUGCAUUUAAAAUGCAUUUUAUCAACCUACUUGCUUUGAAGGAGCUGUUGAAGUGCUCAAGAUGAUAUAUGGUUCUUUUUCCUAUGUGUGAUGGGGUUAAACAAAUUCUUGAGUGUUUGUUAUGUUUAGAUACAGUGUUAUUAACUGUUUGACAUCGGAAGAGCAGAUCAGAGUGAUCGAUCACGGUGCAUUAUGGUAGAGAAUAAUACUAUUUGCUCUAGGUUAGAAUGGAGUGUCUUAACCAGACUAAUAGCAUUCCCGUGGUUAUUUUGAUAGCAUUCAGUAGGAAGGGAAAUAUAUAGCCAAGCGAAAAAUAAAUGUUUGAGUGGACGGGGCGGGUUAAGCUUAACCCAACAACUAUUAAGGUAAACAAGGGUAUGCUAAUAGUCUCGUCAAAUUUGAUACGCCUUUCUCCUAUCUGUUUGCUUAAUUAAUCGGUAUUAACUAACGUAAUUAACUGUUUAAGUUAAUCUUGCAUAUACCAAAAGUACUACACCUUUUCCAGAAUGGCAACCGAGUGGAAGGGGAAACCGAGAAAUAAUCGUCAAAUUAAUCGAAACUUUUUUUGCUAGCAGCAGAUUCAUUCACUUCCUCUUUGUCGGUCUACAAGGUAAAUUUUGGUCUUAUGUUUGUGGAUGUAUGGUAGAGUUGAUUUUCUGGAGUGUUGUAAAACGCGAAACCAAAGAAAUCAUAGAGUCAAUAAAGACUUGUGGUACUCACAAGCAAACUGCCUUAAGGGCGGGAAACGCGAGUUCAAAGGUGGAAGUAGUACAAGAUUUGUAUAUCUGAUUGGCUGAGGAGAUUGUCCAAGUUUUCUGGAACAGUCAUAGGGCAAAGCAUGGCGAAACCAGUGCAAUUUGGAAUUACCCCGACACUUGCCUGAAAAUCGUUCUCUCUACACGGUCCUACAAACUCUUCUGAACAUGAAACGUAUUAAGUCUAAUUUCACCGAUGAUACUAAUUGGUUUCGAUAAAUCUCCAGUACGCAAUCUUUGGACUAUGCACUUUUUUGCUGUGAAAAUUAGUUUUCGAUGUGAUAACUUUUCAUCUCGGUCGCCACUUUGGAGAAGCUUCAAAGGCUCAUGCCCAUUUUAAUGUCUCAAUUUGUCUGUGAUAGCCUUGUUUUACUUUAUGUUGCUAAUGUAGCUCUGUUGUACGUAAAAUGUUUCCGACAUUUUUAAGCAACGAAUUUCAUGUGUAAUUGAAAACCGUUGCAUUGUAGAUAGCUCAGUGAUAGAAAUGUAUUUUCGUAAAGUUAAUGAGCUUUAUAGACUUAAUUUCUUAAGUCAAAUUGUAAAUUUUACUCAGCGAUUUGUUUUUCAAGAAAAGUCUUAUUAAGGUAUGUAAAAUGUAUCAUUGUAUGAUUUGAGACUUCAAGCGGAAUUUAAGUCGUGGGGUCGGUUACAGAGAUUUUUCAUAUUGUUUUAGCGAUAUAACUGUUCAUUAAUAAGUUAUGAAGUAAAAACGAAAAUUGAAAGAUGUAGUCAGCCUCUCUAAACAGUAAACGCCAACAUUCCUAGCUGCAACGUAGUUGAAAGUUCCUUUGUCACUCUUUCUGAAUCCUGAUUGUUUGAGUUAACAGGCAACUGUACUAAAAACUCGGAGGUUUCUUGAAAGUUAGAUAAUCAGUGGCUUUUCUCAAUAGAGGGACGAGACAGAGUGACAGAGUGACGGUCAUUUUUUUGUUAUCAAUGGACGUUAUCAAUUUUGAAAGACCCAACCGUUGGUUACUGCUGCCUUCGAAAUGUUUCAGACUCGGGCUUUAAACGUAGACUGGAGAGCUUUGUGUAAUCUUAACAUCUAGUUUCUUAUGAUUGCAGAAUGCUUUUAUUUAUCCUUUCAACUGAAUUAAGCAGAUAUUACUUGACGCUCUUCUGUUUUGUGCCACUUUUUUGGUUACAUUUGAGGGAAUAGGUGGGUUUUCUCAAUGUCGGUCUCCUGAUGAAGACUGUAAAAUAAUUCACUCGGUUGGUUAACAUCUGUUUUUGUGCUGUGACUUCCAAAC
Molecule: messenger RNA, 12567 nt
Organism: Pocillopora meandrina
Lineage: Eukaryota; Metazoa; Cnidaria; Anthozoa; Scleractinia; Pocilloporidae
Source: the annotation of a GenBank genome assembly